AGUCGCCGCGCGCGCUCGCUGCCGGACAUGGAGGCGGCGCCCGUCCUGGGUCGCCUCGCGAAGGCGGACGGGCCUCUGCUCGGCCAGUGGGACCUGAUGCUGCUGGGGGAGGAGCAGCCCUUCGCCGACGCCUUCGAGGGGGGCUCCGCGCCUGACUUCGCCUCGGCGUUCCGCAAGGGCUUCUCCGAGCUGCCGGCCGACCUGCGCUCCGCCUCGAAGCGCAACGAAGGCAAAAUACCGACCAUGGGCCUCGGAGUUCUGUCUGACAUGAGGAAGUUCUUCAACGAGCUGAGGACCAACCUGGACAGCGUGGAGGAGGUGGCCGCCCUCAGCAAGGAACAGGGGCUGCUGAAGAGCGGAAGGAUCGACCCUGCGGACUUCCUCGCUCUUAUUGCCAGACACGGCGCGCGCCUGGGCAGUGCCAAGGCGGGCGGCCAGCAUCGGAACGCCGGAUCACACAACCACAUCCAGCAACUUAUGUUCGGUUCCACGGGCGGGGAUAAGCCCUACGCCCACUCCGGCCUCGGGAAAUAGACCUGCCUGACUACUGCUGCUGCUACGACAACUACUGCUACCUUUACUCCUCCUGCUAUAGCUAUUAGUAGUGGUACUAACAUUACAACUGCUAAUAUUAUUGAUAUACCUACUACUGAUACGACUACUACUACUACUACUACUACUACUACUACUACUACUGCUGCUGCUGCUGCUGCUGCUACUACUACAACUACAACUACAUUAAGUGAAGCCGUUACUGCAGCUGACACUGCUAAUACUGCUGCAUCCACCACAAACAGCACGAGAUUCCCUAAACUGAAGAAAAACAAACAACAAAGGUUGUCCAUUCUCUCUCUCUCUCGUUUAAGAAAGAUGAAAUAAAGAAAACAAAAUAUAAGAGGAAGAAAAAAAUAAUAAAAGUUUCUUGUUGGAAAUAAUUACAAGAAAACGUACAACUUCAACAAGGGAAUAACAUAAGAUGCUGUAUAAAUAACAUCAUGUUCUUUUAUGAUGUAAAGAUGACAAUACAGUUCAGUUUGGUCUGGCUGAUGAUGAUAAUAAUGAUGAUUACAAGAAUGAAACAGAAUUUUAUAUACUGAUAUUAUUGUUUUCCUAUA
Molecule: messenger RNA, 1115 nt
Organism: Penaeus chinensis
Lineage: Eukaryota; Metazoa; Arthropoda; Malacostraca; Decapoda; Penaeidae
Exons: 3
Coding region: 28-534 (168 amino acids)
Source: RefSeq, a predicted model, not a curated record